AUGAAUGGGCCCAACGAUGGCCCACUUUGUUCGCUAAUUUCAUACGUUGUGCCACCCGGUCUCUCGAGGGUACCUGUUGUUGGACCGGCAGAGACUCGCCCUUCCACAGUCACUGACGUUGAAACUAUCAGAGCAAAAAGUAAGAGGGAAAUCGCCCCUGUUAACUCGCCAGGAUCUUUAAUAGAUCGCCAGAAUUCUAAUCCUCCUACUCGACCUGGUUUUCAACUGGCCACUCCUUGUGUGGAACCAUCCGUAACUCCUCCUUCCGUACCAUCUGCAGAGAAGGUCGUUUCUAACGGUAGUGACAACAAGUCUCUUUUUGUGAAGGCUCAACCACAUCCACCGAGAAAAUCUUGUUUGACAAAGAACAUCGAUCCGAAAAUUGUACCCGCUCGGCUGAACCUUAAAAAGAAGACAGUGGCUUUUGGGAAGACAGUUAACGUCUCGCAGACUAUUGAGGGCACUUCACAAUUAUCCAAGCUAAAGCGACAGAUGAAGAAAGAAGAUACAUUAAAAAAAGAAAUGAGUGACACUGAGAACAAAGAAAACAACUCUAACGGUGCUGAAGAACCAACUGGCGAGGAAUCACUCUUUGACAUCCUCAAAGGUGUCAGAUCGACCCUGGAAGGUCUCAAGGUCCGUGAUGAAGAAAGGGCAGAAGAGCUUCGUUCUAUUCGUCGAAUGGUUGACGAGAAAUCAAAAGAAAUUGAGAAUCUGAAGGGAUUUCUUGCAGAUUUCUUCUCCAAAGAUUGUAGUCGAUCUGUCGAUUUGCUACCUUAUAAUUCGUCCAAGAAACACCUAGAAGAAAUGAAAUCUUCGCCAAGGAAGGUGGAUGAGGAACUGAAGGAUCGCUCCCCACAAUCUCCUAGCCACCGAAGGUUUAGUCCGUUACAGAGGGGCGCAGGAAAUGCGGUUCGAAGGAAUACGGAUCCAAACAAUGUUGAUGACAUUAGUUUUGAGGAGUUUCGUCGUCUGAUAACAACUAAUCCUGCUUUGCGUCAAUUUGUUUCAGACAUUAUCGCAGAAGAAAAUGACCAUCAUGGUAGUUACAUAUCUCACCGUAGGAGAUCAGAUAGAGGUGACUUACCUUGGAGAGACGGGCAAGGAAGAGAAGUGGCGAGAGAACCGAGACAAAAAGAGGAUCCGAGAACAAGAGGACCUCGUGGUGCUAAAUUCACGGAGAAGGUGACAGUCGAACGCAGUAUUCGAUGUUCACCACCGGAACUGGCCCAGUACUCAGUGGACACAAGAAGAUACAUAGCUGAUCAGGUUUUAGAAGAUGAAGAUGGUUUGAGCCAUUCAAUGUAUCGCCCCGGUGAGAGUGUUAGCUACUACCCGGAAAAUCUUCGAGUGCGUGGCUGUGUGGAUGACCCUGCUUUCUCGGACGACGAUCAACCUCGAACGCGGCGUAAUUAUCGUGACUACGCUACUAUAGAAGAACGUCGCAGACAGAGAAGAGAUCGGCGACCAGAUCGUUUUCAAGACUAUUGA
Necator americanus (New World hookworm) is the source of this 1491-nucleotide messenger RNA. RefSeq lists its product as uncharacterized. The transcript has 12 exons. The record is from RefSeq and is a predicted model, not a curated record. The coding region runs from base 1 to 1491 and encodes 496 amino acids. Lineage: Eukaryota; Metazoa; Nematoda; Chromadorea; Rhabditida; Ancylostomatidae.